GAAAUUCGUGGGCAUCGGACCACUUGUAGUUUGUUCUCGAUCUGCCGGCCAAACUCUAGCUAUAUAGUAGCUACUGCCAACCACCCCACCGAACGGCACGAGAGAGCCUAUACCGCUACCAUAUACUACGGUUACACUAUACUGCUACCACUACCGUUACGACGGCGCUACUCUAUCACAUUAUAAUAUUGUAUUGCCAUUACGAAAGCGUUAUAUUCGCCGCCGAAUGCCGAUUAACGUGAUAUCGGCCGAAUAACGUGUUUUCGCCGCAACGUUAUCAAGACUUAUCGCCGUCGACGCUUUAAUAACAAACUUGUAUAUAUUUAAAUAAAUAAUUGAUGGAUUUAUUAUUUUCAUCAUUAUUAUUUUUACUCAGUAAGUUCGUUGACGUGUCUGCGUGUAGUGACUAAUGUUGUAGUACAGGCAGUACAGCGUAGUACUUAUCGCGUAGUACGUAGUAGACUUGUAGCCGCACUCGUAGUAUCGCACCGUCGCCGUCUCCACGUUGUUGCUCGCGGUCCUCGAAGUCGCCAAAACUUUUACGCGUAUUUUAAUCGUUACUCUUAUUACAGUUAUUCGUAUCGUACGUAUCCGACAUACAAAAAAUAAUAUUAAACACACGUUAUAUUGUUAUUGUGAUGACAUUAUAUCGUACGACGGAAUAGUUGUAAAAGAAGUACCUACUUACCUAAACUCACGCGCGUGUUUGCCUUCGGUAGUUUUACGCAACAAAGACGUAUAUAUAUUAUAUUAUUUAAUAUAUUCUUGAAGCGAUUGUACACGCAAUCGCGUAUCUCUCCGCGUUAAUUUGAUUUACGCACAACUCGUUUUACCUGUUUUUGCUUUUAUCAUUAUUUCCUCGGCCAGAACGGUCUUUUUGCAUUUUUGUUAUUCCUCCUCUUGCUGACUGCAUUAUGACUGACGCGUUUUUUGGUGGUAUCGAAGGGGGAGCAUCGGUUUCCACGGUCGUCUUAACCAAUGGCAAAGGAGAUAUUUUAGCUGAACUUAAAGGAGAAGGCACAAACCCGUGGAUUCUUGGAAUUGAACCUUGCCUGUCCAGAGUUAAUGACUUAAUUAAAGAAGCUCUUAGGAAAGCUAAUCUUAAUAUCAAUAUAAAAUUAAAUGGAUUGGGUUUAAGUUUAAGUGGAUGCGAAGAUCAAACAUUUUGUAAAACAUUUGAAAGUAAAUUAAUAGAAUGUUAUCCAAAUCUUACUAAUGAAGUAAUUGUUGUUAGUGAUACAUUAGCACCAAUUGCAUUAGCUUGUGAAUCAGGUGGAGCUGUUAUUAUUUCUGGUACUGGUUCAAAUAGUCUUCUAAUAAAUCCAGAUUCUUCAAUAAAAAGAUGUGGAGGCUAUGGUCAUCUACUUGGUGAUGAAGGCAGUGCUUAUUGGAUAGCAUUCAAAAGUAUUAAAUUAUGCAUGGAUCAUUUAGAAGAUUUUAAUUAUGUUCCAAAUGGUUACUCAAUUGAUAGAGUAUGGGAAGCAAUUAAAGAACAUUUUAAUAUUGAUAAAAUUCUAGAUUUGUUGAAUGUAUUUUAUGGUGAAAAAAAAGAAAAAUCAGAAAUAGCUAAAUUGUGUAAAACCAUAUCAGAACUAGCUGAAGAUGGAGAUGAACUAAGUCGGUGGAUCUUUAGUGAAGCUGGAAAAGAGUUAGCAAAAUUUAUACAAUCACUCUACCCUGGUGCUGAUAAAAAGUUACACAAAGAAAAUGGUGGUCUGCAUGUGGUGUGUGUUGGCUCUGUAUGGAAAAGUUGGGGAUUACUAAAAGAAGGAUUUAUCAAUCAACUUGAUCAUCAUCACAACUCGCAAGAGACCAUAGUAGAUGAAUUUACCUUAUUGGUGCUUGAAAAGACUGUUGCUUUGGGUGGGGUAUAUCUCAUUACAAAAAAAUUAAAUUACAAUUUUCCAUUUGAUUAUGAACAUAACUAUAGAAUACUUUUCCAUUAUAUACAUGACCGACGAGAUCAAUAAUACAUUAUUUUAAAUUAAAUCAAAAACAAAUGUCACCAUACCAA
Molecule: messenger RNA, 2014 nt
Organism: Melanaphis sacchari
Lineage: Eukaryota; Metazoa; Arthropoda; Insecta; Hemiptera; Aphididae
Product: N-acetyl-D-glucosamine kinase
Exons: 8
Coding region: 915-1970 (351 amino acids)
Molecular function (GO): N-acetylglucosamine kinase activity
Source: RefSeq, a predicted model, not a curated record